Molecule: messenger RNA, 855 nt
Organism: Plasmopara halstedii
Lineage: Eukaryota; Oomycota; Peronosporomycetes; Peronosporales; Peronosporaceae
Product: atp-binding cassette superfamily
Exons: 4
Coding region: 1-855 (284 amino acids)
Cellular component (GO): membrane
Source: RefSeq, a predicted model, not a curated record
AUGUUCAUCCUUGUUUAUUUCUUCGCUAUAUUGCUUUGCUACUACCGUCAAUCGUUGCAGCAAAAAAGUGAUCUCAAUGUUGCUCGAAAUGCUAAACUGUCAAGUACCGCAAGCAAAACCUCAAGCGUAACACCAUGUGUGACGGCUGGCUUGAUUGUGAUUCGCUUUGUACGCAGUAACGACUUCACUCUCGUAGUCCAAUGGUUGCAAGUCCACGAGGCGUUGGGAGCUGCGCUUUACGUGUGUAGUUUUACAUGCUUUGUGGUACUCUGCUUUCCAUCCACUGUCUUCGAAUUGCUGGCCGGCUACAUCUUUGGCUUGUGGCUGGGGCUUCUGCUGGCCACCACUGGCAAACUCUUGGGUUCCGUACUCUCGUACGUUAUUGGGCGCUAUAUGUGUCGUCAUCGUGUACAUUCCUACAUGGCGCGUGGCCAUCCAGCAUUGCAAGGUUUUCAGAGUUUGUUGCGCAAGCGUCAGAUUUUAAUUGUAUUUCUUACACGUGUGGCGUUUUUCCCUAUUGCAAUCAAGAACUACGGACUCAGUGUGCUGGACGUGCGUUUUUCCGUGUAUUUUGCAGCAGCAUUGCUUACUGGUCUUCCAUUUUCAUUUAUUUGGGUUUACUCAGGCCAUGCUGUAGAGAACGUUGCAGCGCUAUUGGUCAGCCCUACCGCAUCUAGACACAGCACAGAGGGAAUCUUACUGCUUGUCGGGGCAGGAAGCGCUUUGCUAUUGCUAUUUAUGGUGGGAUAUUAUUCCCGCAAAUAUGUGCUAGAAUUGGCGAAAGAGGAACAGGAUGAGAAAACGAUGGCAGUUGACGCAACGAAGCGCAAGGUUGAAGUCAUGACUUAUAUCUAA